Messenger RNA from Loxodonta africana (African savanna elephant), 11153 nucleotides. It is a transcript of the gene ALG9, whose product is annotated as ALG9 alpha-1,2-mannosyltransferase. The record is from RefSeq and is a predicted model, not a curated record. Gene Ontology annotation, molecular function: alpha-1,2-mannosyltransferase activity. The coding region runs from base 2388 to 4232 and encodes 614 amino acids. Lineage: Eukaryota; Metazoa; Chordata; Mammalia; Proboscidea; Elephantidae. Gene Ontology annotation, biological process: protein N-linked glycosylation. The transcript has 15 exons. Gene Ontology annotation, cellular component: endoplasmic reticulum membrane.
UACCAGAGUGGUUUUUGGAGUCAAACAGACCAACAUUUAUUAGCUUUGGUAAGUUGCAAGUGCUCCAUAAUUAGUAUUGGUGUUAUUUUUAUCAUCUCAUUAUUUUUAUUUUGCAGCUGACUAUUGUUAUUUAAAGUCAUGGAAUAAUAAGUGUCAAAUUUAGGAUUCACAAUUGGGUCCAUCUGACUCUAAAGGCUAUUUUCUUUCUGCCACUUUCUGUUACCUUACUUAUCCUUCCCUAGUCUUUUUCAACAGGAACCUCUCAACUGUGAUGAGCUCUAAACUUUGUUCCCCUAGAUUUUGGAAUCUUCUGCUUUAAACAUCUCUAAGGGACACUGGGAGAUAGGUUCAGCCCAGGACUCUGCAGAACGGGAUACUCUGACAUGAAUUAAUGUUUGCUCCUGUUGAUUAACAGUUAGGGCCCACAAAUGGGAAUUAUACUGUAAACUCUGUGAAGGAAAUGACUUUGUCUUAUUCGUUUUUGUGUUUGGAGAAAGGACAUGGGAUGGUAAGAGUGGAAGAAAAGAGACAAAUUAGGGGGUUAUUACAGUAAUCCAAGAAAGAGAUAAUGGUAACUUGGGCCAGUGUGGUGAAAAGUUGUUUGCUUGGGAAUUGUUUGUGAGUUAAAUGUAUGUGCAUGGGGGAGAGGUGUAGGGUGAAGGAAAGAGGAAUCAAGCAGGGGCCCUUAGACUUCUGAAUUAACAACUAGGAAAAUAGAAAUGUCAGUCACUGGGAUGGGAAAAUUGACAUAGGGGUAAGUUUGGGAAGUGGGGUCAAGAAUCAAGGGUCUAUUAUGUAUCACUAACUAUCCACAUAGACUAUAAGCUAACUGAGGACUGGUGAAAUGAUUUAUACCUUUCUCCCAUCCUGAAUAUUUUCUGGUACAUAGAUGAGGUAGCAUUUGAGCGGAUCUGACAGGAUUGUUAGGCAAGGAGGUGUGCAUUCCAGGCAGAGGGCCUACAUGAACAGAGGCAGGAGCAUUUGGGGCACUCUUGUAGUCAGUUGGUUGGAAUGUAAAAUGUGUAGAGCAAAGAUAAUAUUGGAAGGAUAGGUUGGGGCUGGAGCUAGUUUUAUGACAGCCUGUGAAUGCUAGAAUAAGGAGUUUAUACUUGAUUUGGCAGGUUAUAGGGGGAAAAAAGUGAUUUUUUAUUUUUUUAUUAAGGAAGUGACACGAAAGAGUAGUGCUUUGGAAAAAUAAUUUGACAGUGUUGCACAAGAUGAAUUUGAGAGGGCAAAGCCCUGUAAGGAUGCUGUUGUAGUAGUCCUAGGUAGAGACAGGGAGGGUCUGCAGUAGAGUGAAAUGAAAAGUGGAUUGAAAAAGAAGGAUGGAUAUAUGAGAUAUGGCUAAGCUGGGAUAUCGCAACUUUAUAAUUAACAAUUGUGUGUGAGAAUUGAGCAAUGUGGUCAAUCUACAUUUUCAGUACUUGGGAAUUUUAAGUAUGAAAUUGUAACCUUCCAAGACCCUGUCAAGUUCAGUGUUACCUCUCUAAACUUUGUUUCAGUUACUGAUACAGAAUUCCACAUGGCUGGGUAGAUGUGGGGGGGCUGGGAGGAGGCGUAGUAAAGUGUCAGAACAGAUGAAUGACUCCUGAGAGUCACAGGUGUGAUAUCAUGAACAUGCCUGUAUGAAAAUCCAAGUGAGCUACCUAGUGGGAAGAGCAUGGGCUUUGUAGCAAAACAGACCUGGAUUGGAAUAUGGCUCCACCAUUUACUAUCUGUGCAACCUGGGGCCUCAGUUUCCUUAUUGAUAAAGGUUGAUAAGAGUAUUAAGUUUAAAGUGGAUAAAAUGUGUAAAAUGCCAACCACAAUGUUGUAGCAGCAAUGACAGCGACUGUUGUCUGGUUGAAUUUUCUCCACAGAAUUUCUUCAGUCUCAUUCUAUAAUCUGCCAUUACCCCUUUGUCUUCUUGAAGCAUUUAAUUAGCUACAGGCUGUCAUUCAUUCACUCAGCAAAAUACAGAGAGGGCAAUGUGUCAAAGUGACCUUUAAGGGACUUUCCCUUUGAUAGGCAGCAGUGUCAUGCUCUUUAAGGGAAUACCUCACUUUAUUAGUUGUUAAUCACUUUAUGCUUUCUUUUAAAUAGGGGAGCUGAAGGACGGUUUUUGUAGACUACUGGAGAAUGUUAAAAAGUGAAAGAAUAGAUAGCUUGAGAGGGAGGACUGUCCAGAGCUAGAAGCCUGUGAAAGGGCUAGCUAUGAUGGCGAAAGCGACGUCUAAGGUCUCAUCUACUCCGGGAGUUUGCCUCAAUGGGCCCUGUAACGCUAGAGUCUUGUCUGCGCAUGUCGAGGUCUUUUGCCCCUCGGCGGACACCGUUCGCCAGCUAAAGCUGUGUCUUCGCGCUCAGAGACUUUGUAGGGUUCCGAUUUCUUCCCGUAUUCCGCGCUAGCCAUGACUAGCCGCGGGUCCCGGCAGCGCGUGAAGGGAGGCGGGGGCGGCGGCGAGGACACGUCUGUCUCGGCGGCGGACAGGCUGCGCGACCUGCUGUGCAGCCGAGAGGCGGGCGCGGCGGAGCACCGGGCCGAGCUUUCUGGGAACAAAGCAGGACAAGUCUGGGCACCCGAGGGAUCUACUGCCUUCAAGUGUCUGCUCUCAGCAAGGUUAUGUGCUGCUCUCCUGAGCAACAUCUCCGACUGUGAUGAAACAUUCAACUACUGGGAACCAAUGCACUACCUCAUCUAUGGGAAGGGAUUCCAGACUUGGGAAUAUUCCCCAGUUUAUGCCAUUCGCUCCUAUGCUUACCUCUUGCUUCAUGCCUGGCCAGCUGCAUUUCAUGCAAGAAUUCUACAGACUAAUAAGAUUCUCGUCUUUUACUUUUUGCGAUGUCUCCUGGCUUUUGUGAGCUGUAUUUGUGAACUUUACUUUUAUAAGGCUGUGUGCAAGAAGUUUGGAUUGCAUGUGAGUCGAAUGAUGCUAGCCUUCUUGGUUCUCAGCACUGGAAUGUUUUGCUCAUCAUCUGCAUUCCUUCCUAGCAGCUUCUGUAUGUACACUACAUUGAUAGCUAUGACUGGAUGGUAUAUGGACAAGACUUCCAUUGCUGUGCUGGGAGUAGCAGCUGGGGCUAUCUUAGGCUGGCCAUUCAGCAUAGCUCUUGGUUUACCUAUUGCCUUUGAUUUGCUAGUCAUGAAACACAAGUGGAAGAGUUUCUUUCAUUGGUCACUGGUGGCCUUAAUACUCUUUCUGGUGCCUGUGGUGGUCAUUGACAGCUACUAUUAUGGGAAGUUGGUGAUUGCACCACUCAACAUUGUUUUGUAUAAUGUCUUUACUCCUCAUGGACCUGAUCUUUAUGGUACAGAACCCUGGUAUUUCUAUUUAAUUAAUGGAUUUCUGAAUUUCAAUGUAGCCUUUGCUUUGGCUCUCCUGGCCUUGCCACUGACUUCUCUUAUGGAAUACCUGCUGCAGAGAUUUCAUGUUCAGAAUUUAGGCCACCCAUAUUGGCUUACCUUGGCUCCAAUGUAUAUUUGGUUUAUAAUUUUCUUCAUCCAGCCUCACAAAGAGGAGAGAUUUCUGUUCCCUGUGUAUCCACUCAUAUGCCUCUGUGGCGCUGUGGCUCUUUCUGCACUUCAGAAAUGUUACCACUUUCUGUUUCAACGCUACCGCCUGGAGCAUUAUACCGUGACGUCCAAUUGGCUGGCGUUAGGAACAGUCUUUUUAUUUGGGCUCUUAUCCUUUUCUCGAUCUGUGGCACUGUUCAGGGGAUAUCACGGGCCCCUUGAUUUGUAUCCAGAAUUUCACCGAAUUGCUACGGACCCAACCAUCCACACUGUCCCAGAAGGCAGACCUGUGAAUGUCUGUGUUGGAAAGGAGUGGUAUCGAUUUCCCAGCAGCUUCCUUCUGCCUGAUAAUUGGCAGCUUCAGUUCAUUCCAUCAGAGUUCAGGGGCCAGUUACCUAAACCUUUUGCUGAGAGACCACUGGCCACCCGGAUUGUUCCUACUGAUAUGAAUAACCAGAACCUAGAAGAGCCAUCCAGAUAUGUAAGGAUCGAUAUCAAUAAAUGCCAUUAUUUAGUGGAUUUGGACACCAUGAGAGAAACACCCCGGGAGCCAAAAUAUUCAUCCAAUAGAGAAGAAUGGAUCAGCCUGGCCUAUAGACCAUUCCUUGAUGCUUCUAGAUCUUCAAAGUUGCUGCGGGCGUUCUAUGUCCCCUUCCUAUCAGAUCAAUAUACAGUGUAUGCGAACUAUACCAUCCUCAAGCCCCGGAAAGCAAAGCAAGUCAGGAAGAAAAGUGGAAGUUAGCGACACACCUGUAGCCCCAAAGGACAACCAUCAUGUUAAUUACUGAUUCUACUGACAUAAUGCCUUUCGAGUCAUCACUUGUAGCAUUUGUAAUAAAGGUCUUCUGAUAGGAAUACUGGAGUCUGAGUGCUUUGAGCUAGUCAAAGGCAGUCACAUUCACCUCUUACCUGUGUCUCUGUUCUGCAUGUAAACUUUUUGCAAAUAGAGAAAGGUCCUGAAGCACAGGUAGAUACAUUGCUCCACAUCUUAUUGCUUUUCUUCUGUUCAAGUAUUUACUAGACCGGAAAAGAACAGAAUCAACUUACAAGAAGAAUUAAAAAUCCCUGGAAUGGAAGGCUGUGUUAAGCUGCUCUCUACGCUCUGGCCUGCCAUCAGGAAACUAGCAAGUUUCUCUUGGGCCAUCUGGGCUUUUCCACCAAACCUGUUUGGCAGCUCCUCACAGACCUUGUUCCAAUCCUAGUGCUGAAAAUGAGUACAGCCUAGUUGCCAACUCACGUGUCCAUUUCACCUCCUGCAACACAGCUUUCUGUAAAGCACUUCACAGGACCAGGACCUGGUCCUGGAGAUACCUCAGGAAAAAGGCAACCAUUUGAGGAACCGUGACCUAAUUUUAUUAUACACAGUGCUUCUAACUUCCAUUUUAUUUCCUUUACAAAAAUUGUAAUCUCAUGGUGGGGGGGUUAUUUUAUUUAAGUUUUAGCAUACUAUUUCUUGAAUUUAAGACUCGUGUAUAAAGAUAUCUAACUGACCAGGCUAUAACUCUAUAGGGCAUAAAAACCAAAAAAAAAAAAAAACCCAGUGGCGUCGAGGCGAUUCCGACUCAUAGCGAUCCAAUAGGACCGAGUAGAACUGCCCCAUAGAGUUUCCAAGGAGCACCUGGCGGAUUCGAACUGGUUAGCAGCCGUAGCACUUUAACCACUAUGCCACCAGGGUUUCCUCUAUAGGGCAUAUUUAGAGAAAAUUCUAUGAAUUGGUAGAUUUAGAUGACAUCACAUUUUAAAAAAUUUGUUCUGAGGCUAUCUGUGAGGAAAUUGAGAAUUUGUGAAUUUUAGUGAAAGUGUAUGUUUAUAGGACCGAUUUUUGAGUUUUGUCUACUGCAGAGCACAUCCUACAUGGGGCACUUCUAGUCAAGUAGACAAUAAGGACCCAAUUAUAUGGUAAUAAGUGUAUACUAUGACUUUACAUACAGCAUUUUACAGUUUACAAAGAACUUUCACAUCCAUUAUCUCACUUGAUCCUCACAAUCAUGUUGUGAGGUAGACAAGGCAGGUAGUUUUACCCCCAUUUUACAGGUGAGGAAACUGAGACUGGUAGGGGGAUACAAUGACUUGCCCAAGGUCACAGAGCCAGUGAGUAAUAGAACUGGGCUAGAACCCACAUUGCCUGACUUCUCAUUUAAUGCUCUUUCAUACUUCUACAUUUAACUGUGAAAACAUUACUUGAAAGAAUGAGGAGGUUAACAGAGACCAAAUUGAUAUUGUCACUUUCUAUUUUAAGGAAGAAUUUUACCUGGGCUUCUUUGGAAUUUUUUGGACCCUCAAAUCUGGCUGUGAAUUAAGACUACUAUAGCAGUGCUCAUGCUGCAGGCUGGCCUGUGACAGGAACAGAGUGCAUGGCAGGGAGUCAUGCUCCUUUGCAGCCCCACAGGAUCCAAUUUCAGUACUAUUCCUGUAGUAAGUAAAUCCGGGGUCACAUCAUCGGUACCUUAUUUCCCUAAGGAUGAUUGUUUCUUACAUCUACAAAUAGAAUGAAUCUAGUUUUUAGAGUUUCCAUCCUUCAUUUUUCAGAGAAGGAAUUUUCAGCAGAAAUUGAUCCCAAGAAAGGAGAAAGGAAGUGAUAAGGGAAGGAAUGGCUAGCUACCAUAUAACAAGUCUGCGUUUUGGGAUCCUCUAUAAAGGAAUGUCUGGGACAGAGUUGAAGCACUGGGCAGGCAAUAAUCUAUACAGUAUAGAAUAACUGGAGAGUGAAGAUAGAUUGGGUUCCCACUUGCGGCUUUAAAGAUUUCUGGCAUUUAUUUCUAAAUACUUGAUUCCUUUUUUCCAAGGCAAAUAUUGGCACAUGUGGUCUGACUUCAGGGAAGGGAAUUUUAAGUGAUUCUUGCUCUAUCUGCAUAUUACCCUUCACAGCCGCUGAAGCCCUUCACUUUUUGCAGCAGUAGAGAGUCCAGUAAUAGAGGUCCAUGAGAAGUGGCUUGUACAAUGCUGAUCUAUUUUAUCAUCUCACUUGUAAACAAAGUAAAAACCCUUCUGAGCAAAAACUUAAUUGUAACCCAGCAUGAAAAAGGUCGUGAUUGAUCCAGGGAUUCCUUGAAAAUACCAGUUUGUGUUCUGUUUUAAAACCCAAUUCUGGUUUUCUCUGUUCAUGUAUAUCUUUAGUAAGAGCGCAAUAAAUUACAGAGGUCCCUGGGUGGUGCAAAUGGUUUGUGCCUAACUACUAACCUAAAGGUUGGCAGUUCAGACACACCAAGCAGUGCCAUGGAAGAGGGGCCUGGGGAUCUGCUUCCAUAUAGGCUACAGCCGAGAAAACUACAGAGCAGUUCUACUCUGUAGCACGUGGGGUUGCUGAGGGUCAUAAUUGACUCUACAGCAGCUGGUUUUGGUGCCAAGUGCUAUAGAUUGGGGGUACAAAAAUGAAUGAUAUUUGUUGUCAAAGGAUUUUUCACAUGAUACUAUACAAACACAUUUAAAAAUCUCCAUCUCUUUGUAAUACAGAGAGGUUAGCUUUGCCUGGGAAAAGAGUGGCGAAAUACCUGGUCAGAGUACCAUUUAUCCAAAGAAUCCGUGUUCAGCAUGAGCUGACUGCUCCCUCGCUAUAUGGAUAAGUAUCUAAGGUACUUACUUUUCAAGAUUGCCAGCUAUCAAGGAGUGAAGGAGUACAAAUUGUUUGUAAUAGCCUUUGAUUUGGGCCAAGUGAGGGAGUUGGUAUACUUGACAAACCCAGGGCUCUCUGAUCUCUAGACCUGAAGCAGCCUUAUCUGAACUCCAAAUCUUAGGACACUGAUAACCAUUACUGAACCGGACUGUGCGGUAGGCAUCUGUGUGGACCUCUCACCUGGUAGGUGUCAUCUGAUAAGAAAGAAGACAGGUCAUUUUAAUCUCUUGGGAUCAUCACAGAAAAUUGCAGCCCCUACUGAAUUCCAGGGUGGAAACAGAUUUUUCAACCAAGGUGGUUCUUGAUCCCAACUGUUGAUUUAGGUCAUUUUUCCUAGUCUGGAGUUUUGGGAAAGAACCUUGAAAACCCUAUGUGAUUUUGCAGCGUUAGAUCUGGGGGGACCGUUGGGGCAAAGCACAAGUGGCAGUUCUUUGUUGUGUUUUGCAUUUCAUGGGAUUUAUUGAAAUAAUAAUUCACUGUAAUUGUGCAGUGUCCUGGCCAGUGUCGGGCAGCUGUGCUUCUACUUUGGUUAAUUUUAUUUUCUCUGAAGAAAGAGGCACAAUUUAAUUUCGGCCUCAGGCAUAUUAAAGCUUAUGCAUUAGUUAAUUCCUAUGCUCCUACAUUAAAAGCCUUGAGUAAAUGAGUAAAAUGGACAGAUGCUCAGCUUUGAUUCUUUUGCAACAGAAAGAUCAGACUUUGGUUAUGGCAUCGUUGGAUUUCAUAGGCUCUCUGGUGUGUCAGUAAACCUAAAUGAAUGCUGCCUUUAGUUUUUCCAACGUAGUAAGACCCGGGGUAAGAACGUCAGGACUGCCAUAAAGCCUAUUGUAUUAAAAAUUUGAGUUAAAUACAAUGGUUCUUAAUAAAGAACGCACAAAUGAACGCAGGCACUACUUUGUGAUGCUCAGGAAGUGUUUAAUAUACAUAGAAAGGUAAACUAUAUACUGUAUGCUAAGACAAACAUUUGGCUAACUGAUGCUAAAUAAGAACUGUUUGUACCUGCUCUGACUUACCUACAAAUUUGACUUACAGACAGACUUGGAAACAGAUCGCGUUCAUAAGCCGGGGCCGCCUGUAUACGUAACCAUGUACGUGAUUCGUGCUGCAGAUGGAAUCAGGAAGCGGUACAGUGUUGAAGCCAUUAAUUUGUCUUUCUGAUCCCUGUACUUUAUUUCAUGUGUUUACAUUACAUACUUCUUUUAUUCACUGUGAAAGAAAAAAUUAAAUAAAUCUAGGCAGUUUGACUUUCCUUUUCUUAAGGUGACCUUUUCUGCUUUGCUUCUAGCUUUUAAAUCUUUGUUGGACAUUGGAAGCUGAAGGAGCUCACUUUCCCUCAUUUCCCUCCAGUGUAUAGACCUACCUUCUACAAGCCAAGUAGUCCAAAAUGUUUAUCUUGAAAACGUUAGGGUUAGUUUUAUUUUACUUGUAGAAAAACAAGCACAGUAGGAAGUAUUUGAUGUUGCCCCUAAAAGAGAUAAAAUUCCUGUGUUCAUUUUAUGUUUUUGGAUUAAGAAUCUCUGGGAUGUGGAAAUCUAAUUUUCAUAGAAAUUCUGAUUCAGUUUUAUCUAACAUUUGGGUAAUUUCUCCCCUUGUCAGGAGCAGUAAAACUGGUUUUUGCAAAUGAAUUCCUAACAUCAUUCUUAUACCUUACACUUUCUAUCCAAUAACUUCUACUUGCCAUCUGGUUUUCUACCAUUGCUUAUCAUUUUUCCUCUCAUAUAACCCAAAAUGAUUUUAAAUUUUUAAAAUAUUUUCUCUGAAGUUGUUUUUGGAAAGGAUGCUUUUAUUAAUAUAAUUCCGGGAGGGAGAAGUCUACACCUUAAUGAGUUCCUUUCCCCUUGGCAAGCAUGUCAGCCUUCUUCUGUUAACUCUUAUUUUUAGGGCUAGCCCAGCUUUCCCUCUUCUGUGAAGCCUUUCUAGACUUCUCCUGAGUCCUGUAAUUACUACUUUUUCGGAACCCUCUUGAGCACCGUCUCAGUUACUACUGAGACACAGUGCUAUAACAGAAAUACCAGAAGUGGAUGACUUUAACAAAGAGAAGUUUAUUUCUUCACAGUAAAGUAGGCUAAAAGUUCAAAUUCAGGGCACCAGCUCCAAGGGAAGGCUUUCUCUCUCUGUGGGCCUUCUCAUCAAUCUUCCCCCAAAGAGCUUCUCUGCACAGGGACCCCAGCACUGCUUUCUUGGUGGUAUGAGGUCCCCCACUCUCUGCUUGCUUCCCUCUACAGCUGUGAACCAAAAGCUCAGCAGUUCGAAUCCGCCAGGUGCUCCUUGGAAACCCUAUGGGGCAGUUCUACUCUGUCCUAUAGGGUAGAUGGCACUGGGUUUUUUGUUUUUUUAAGAUAAAAGGUAGUGCAGGCCACACCCCAGGGAAACUCCCUUUGCCUUGGAUCAGGGAUGUGACCUUAGUAAGGGUGUUAGAAUCCCACCCUAAUCCUCUUUAACAUAAAAUUACAGUCACAAAAUGGAGGACAACCACACAAUACUGGGAAUCAUGAACUGGUCAAACUGAUAACACACAUUUUGGGGGGAACAUAAUUCAAUCCAUGACAAGUACCUAUUGUCUUUACCAGAGGCAUGAAACCUUAACGUUAUAAACCUUGUAAGCCUGUCUCCCAAGAACAUUGUUGGUAUGUCCAGGAGCAAAGACCAUGUCAUGCUUCUGUGUAUUUCUAGUGCUCAACACAGUACAGUUCUCUGAACAUUUUGGUACUGUACACGUUCAUUGACAAUGAUUAAGAAAGAAAAGUAAAAAGAAACCAGAAACUGAUACAUAGUUGUUACCUUCUAUCUGGCAUAGAUAUUUAGACCACAGAAAAUACAGCAAGUCAUAAAGCCUGUAAAACUCAAAGGACAAUUUGGAAGAUGUGAAUGAGACUGAAUAUGUAUAUAUUUUAAAUUUUUUCUUGAAGUUUGCAGGCUUCCACAUAAAAGCAGAUUCCUCAGGGUAGCUUCUAAAUAAAGAUGGAGUGCCUAUAUUGAAUAUUUCUGUUAUUACUUGAUUUUGGAGGGUCAGGCAUAGCUCAGGAGACCUUGUGAAUGAGUUUAGGUCAGAAAGCUUCUCCUCCAGGUGUCAGAAGGUGCUCGGGUCUGACCAGCUAGGACUGUUAGGAAAAGGAAGUCCAGCUUCCAGGUGACUUUGUAGUGAUAAAUUCAAAUUCAGUAAUACUAAGAAGCAAGUGAUUUUUUUAAAACUGAAAACUGUUUUGGUUGCCCUCAACAGUGGAAUUCUGCAUAGACCUGACAUUUAAAUUAUAACUAAAGACUUUGAUGAAUCAGAGUAAUGAAAUGAGGGAAAUUUGGAUUAGGGAUAUGAGAUUAUGGAAUUGUAGUGAUAACGGCAGACUGGAAGUUUUCUGUUUAGUUUCUUAGAAUAAAUAGCUUGUGUUUAAAUUAAUGACUGGCUUAGAUACCAUUUUACUUGAGUAUGAGCUUUUUCCUCGCCUAAAAUUUUAGUGAAUUUCCAGCUAUCUUCAUAAAAUACUGCAAGGUGGCAUGGUUUUUUUUUUUUUGGUUUGUUCUUGUUUCCAGUUUCUGGGCUUGUUUUUCUGUCAUCUCAUGCCUGUAGAUGAAGGUAUAAACCAGGUGACUUCUGAAUGUUCCUAAAACCUAAAUUUAAGACAAACUUCUCUAACAAGAGUUUUUUCCAGUCCUGCAACCAUGUGUGCUUUACAUGGGCUCCUUUUGACCGUCAUUCAUCUACAGCACCAGAAUUUAGCAACUGGUGCCCUUGGCCUGUAAUUUAUCAUUUUAACUCUUGGAUAGCAAGUUGCCAAAUGAAAAGGGUAUACUUUUUGGUUGGUUGUUUUGUUAGCUGCUUCAGCAGCCUUGUGUUCCACGUUGAAGAAGAUGUAACCUACAGAGCAGUGAAUCUCAACUGUAGCUUCACAUGAGAAUCACCUGAGUAGCCUUUAAAAAUUUGCCACUGUUGGUUGACCUCCAGAAAUUCGGACUUAGUGAUGCAGGGUAGACCCAUGUAUCAGUGUUUUUUUUUUUAAUCUCUAGGUGGUUUUUUUAAGGUGCAGCUAGAGUUGAGCACUACUAGUAUUAAUAAAG